This is a messenger RNA of Scylla paramamosain (green mud crab), 9985 nucleotides long. Its product is annotated as telomere-associated protein RIF1-like. Gene Ontology annotation, biological process: telomere maintenance. Gene Ontology annotation, cellular component: nucleus. The transcript has 18 exons. Bases 371 to 8389 code for a protein of 2672 amino acids. The record is from RefSeq and is a predicted model, not a curated record. NCBI's taxonomy places the organism in Eukaryota, Metazoa, Arthropoda, Malacostraca, Decapoda, Portunidae.
GGGGCGGUCUGGGGAAGGCAGCAGAAAGGUUCCCGCGCUUUUCUCAUACAGUGGUAAAGGGUCUGUGGUGGAGGAAUAAACUUCGUUUAUUUGUGGUAUUACAGUGCAAGCCGUUCAACCUGUAUUCACCGUGGAAAAGGAAGGAAGACACUGAAUGUUGGUGGAAGGCAAGGACAGUACCUUCCAACGAAGGACUUGGUUUUGGCAUUUGGGAACCAUUACCUCAAGUGAUGCCCUUCCUUCCCUCGGAUCGUGGCGAGGAUUCAAACCCCAUGUGCCUGAGGACCCCUCGGCCCCAAAAGCACGCACAGUCCCACUGUACCACAGUGGUCCCCUCUAUUAUAUUAUAAUCUGUCAGUUUCCGUGAGUCAUGGCGGAAAAGCAGGCGGUGAUGGCUGGCAUGAAGGCCGCCGACACAGACAAGCGGCGGGAGUCAUAUAGAAAUUUAACCAAUUUGUUGGAUGAGGAUGAAGAUAGCCUGGAUUGGAGUGACUACAUGGGUGCCAGUGAUACAGAGAAGGUAUUAAAGAAUCUCAAGGUUGAUCUCACCAGCCAGAAUGAGAAGGAAGUUCUUGAUGCAUUGGGUGUCUGCGUGCAUCUCCUGGCCAGCUCUUCUUUCUUGGCAGAUAUUGAUACCAUUGGCCAGAAGAGCUUGUGUGCCACCCUCAUCAAAGUUCUGAAGACACAGAAGGAUAAGAAGAUAAUAAACUUAGUUCUUCAGACCCUUGCCAGAAGUAGACUGAAGAAGGAAGCUUAUCUUAGUGACAAGCAGGAAAACUUUGAUGUCCUCAGAGAAAUCUUGCAGUUGAAGGAUCUGCCACCCCCAGUGAUUUGUGAGGCAUUGCAGGUCAUAUUGGUGCUGUUCAAUGCUUGUCCGGACACUUCAUUUAAGCUUGGAAAAUUGUGGUUUCCAGUUACAUUCUCAAAGAUGUUUCAUACCAGUGCAAAGGUUCGCAAAAGUGCCUUGGCUGUCACUGGCGAGGUAGGGGAGAAAAUUGAUAAGAUGUCAGAUCCUUCAGUGAGGAGUGAUCUUGUUAAGACAGUGUUGCCAGACCUCAAGGACAAGUACUGUAAGGAUAUGGUUCGCAUGGUGCUUGGUGGUGACUUCAGCAUCCUUCAGGUGUGGCGAGAAACUGUGGUUCUGCUGGGCACUGUGCUGCACUCCAGUAGAAGUCUCAUUAAUUGUCUCCUGAAUGUUGUGGAGAAAGCUUUCAAGAUAUCGGAUCAUGAGGUGAGAGUCGAGUCCUUCAACUCUUGGCGCACAAUAAUUGACAAUUUUGCGCUUGAUAAAAACUCAUUAACAAAUCAAAUGAAGCUCAAGUUGCUACUCGCUCCUUUCAAAAUUAACAAUGCUAAAACUGAGGAUGUGUGUUGUGCCAAAUUGCGUGUGUGGUGGCAUCUUGUGUGUCUCUUGUCAGAUCAGAGGCAUUUGGCCACCAACUUUGACCUGGCUGUAGUGCCAUUGCUUUAUUUUUGUUUUGUUGGUAGCAUGCCAUCUGAGAGAAACAAAGGUGGACUCAGUAACAGAAACCUCAUCAUGUCUGGUGCCUUGUCCUCUCCACACCGAACUUUCACCAGCCUCCAUACCACUCAUGCAGAAGUGCUGGCGCAGAUACUAGCUACUGCCAUUGAUGCCCCCAAGUACAGGUAUUCAUUGCCAAUUGUCGGGGAGCAAGUGAUGUCCUCAGUCCUGUUCAUGCGACACUACCCUCUGCUCCUGAAAUGCUUUGAUGAAGCAGUACAGACCCUGAAGUUCAGUGAUGAACGGCAGAAAUCUCUUGGUACCCUCAUCUUCAGCUUCCUGUUGGCUCACAUCCGAGACAUCACCGCUGCAGACAUCCAGAAGAAGGAGGUGGUGGCUGUGGUGAAGGAGCUGUUCAGUACUCUGUCACACAUUGAGAGCCUUUGUCAGCCGGGGGAUUCUCGGAGCCAGUUCCUCUUCAAGUUUUUCAAUCUACUGACUGUGGGGAAUCUGGCUUUGCCCAAGAAGGUUCUCAAUUCCCAUCAGUACCACAUACCAACAUCUGGAAAUGGAGAUGCCCAGGACAUCAUGUGUGGCACUCUCAGCAACCACCUCAUUGCUCAGCUGUGCCGCCCGGCCCUCCUCCACCACUCUCUCUCUGGCAACGAGUUCAUCAGUCUGUGGAGCACUGUGCUUGAAAACAGCCAGCCAGUGACGGGGAAGUUGAGGCUGCUGCAGGCUGCCAUUCAGGAGCUGAGUGUAUCAGCCAUCCCAUUCCUCUGCCCUGACCAUCCCUUUAUUCUGUACCACCUGUGGAAUGUGGUGCUCAAACAGACAGCUACACACAUUACCAAGAUUAAUGCCAGUGAAGGUGAGGACAGUGAGCCAGAUUGGAACAGUGUGUACAGUGUUCUUCACUUCCCUGUUGUCCACGCCACAGAAGCCUUCACCUGUGCCCCUUUCACCAUACAUCAGCAAAUCAUGGAAGUGUGGGAGAAUCUGUGGAGCAAGUUUGCACUCAUCACCUCAGCCACACCCACCAUGGAGCCCAACAGUGAGGUGGAGCAUGUGGCCUCCACCCUGCUCUCCCUGUGCCAGGAAAAGACUUCAGAUGUUGCUGAUGUCCAUAUCGCUUUUUAUGUCAUGACUGUGGAAUUCCUGGUUCGGCUGACGACAACCUUCCAGUAUGCCAAGCUGGGCAAACCUGCAGAGCAGUUAUCUCCCAGCCCAACAAAGACCAAGAAGAAGCCUCAUCCUCUUCACAACCUGGGUUCCUCCUUGGAGCUGAUCACAGAAGUGUUCGAGAGAGCUUGCUAUAUGGUGUCCAGCAGACGGAUGUACAUGGCUGAGAAGCUGUUCCAGGUGGUCCUCACCAUGUUGAAGGGGAUUCAGCUUGCCCCUAUGAAAUAUAUCCGGGAAUUUAUAAUCCACAUUGUGAAAAUUAUUACAAAAUGUGUGAGAGUUAAUCCUGCUGUUGUGUUUGACUUUAAAGCUGAGAAGAAGUGCAUCAGCAUACUGAAGUCUUUCUCUGGACUCAUCAGGGUUUACAUCACACACAAGGAAGCCACAGAAUCAGUGCUGCAAGGCCUAAAUGCUCUUGAGCCUCUGUUUUCUGCAGCCUUUGUGUCCACCAACAAAAAGGUAAAGCAAGAAGUUCAGAAGGUAAUAGAGAACAUUAUUGGCUCUAUUAGUGAUGCUUCCUUAGGUGUCCCUCCAUUCCUCCUUCAAGUACAAAAAAAGUGGGGCAUCUCGGCACCCCAGACAGCCGGUGUGGAGGAUGUCACGAAUGAGUCCAUGGAAGAUUUCAUCGAGGGAACACCUAAAGAAAAAAGAACAGCCAAGUCUCUGUCAAGCCUCAGCAGCAAGGUCUCCUCCCCAAGAAGAGCAACUCCUGUCUCAACAAGGAAGCAGAAAACAGAGCAGUCCAACAAAAAGGAUGACAAGCGUGCAUUGGCAGCAUCCACACCUCCCACCAGGUACUCAGUGAGGGUGAGGAAGAUUGAGCUCAGCAUGGAGAAGAACUCAGAUGCUGCUUCUGUUCACUCCAGCACUCCUGCCACUCCAGACAGUUCCUCGAGCAGAUCGUCUUCUGGUAUGUCUGGUGAGGAUGCCGUGACAAGAGUCAUAAGAACCUGUCGAAAUGCACCAUCGCCACAGAGCAGAGAAGCAAGACACGCCUCUGCACACUCAUCAUCAGAAUCUGAGGAAAAAGAACAUGAUAAAGCAGCCACAAGGCAGCCAACAAGCAGCAGUGACCCAAUAGUCAUAUCAAGCACAGACUCAGACAAGAUGGCAAAGGAUGACACAGGCUCAGAGUGCAAAGAACAGAACAAUUCUUUGAACCACUCUAAAGAAAACAAUGAAGAUGCUGAUUGUAGUGAGGUGCUUUGGAAGUUUGAGGACACACCAAUUCCUCUCGGUUGGACACAGGAUAAGGGAAGCAAAAGGGGAGAGAACAAGAAACAGAAUGCAUCUAAAGAGAAGUUGGAAAAAAGAAAUGAAGAUCUGUGUGCUGUACUACAUGACACUUCACUCGAGGUACAGAAAUUGCUUGAUGACAGGUGUCUUGAUGAAGAUGUUGAGGAGCCCACCACUCAUAAGACUAAACAUGAACAGUCUUCCUCUUGCUGGAAAUCACCCAAGACAGCUGAAUUCACAAAGGAAACAAAAGUGAUUCGCAGUUCUGCCAGAAAGAAGAGAAUUAACUUUAUGGCAGUGAAUGUGUCCCCAAGUGUUGUCAAGGAUAUAAAGCUAGCAGAGCAGAAGCCCAAGGUGAAGAUCACAAAUGACAUCAAGGAACCCUCACAGAGCAUAGUGGUGUUAAGUGACUCAGAUGAAGAUCUGGAUUGUGGACUCCCAGAUGUGAAUAAGCCCAUAUUAGAGAAGAAAGAGAAGAAUACUUCAGACAAAAAGCAACUGAAGGAAAUGUUGCCCUGCAAACUCACAACAGAGGAGCAGGUGAAGAACAUUGUGCCUGAGAGCUCUUCAUCAGGAGUGAAAAGGAAACGAAAGCUGUUUAAUGGACAAGAAACUGUUGAAAUAUCUGCCAAGAAGAGAAAAACUGAAGACACAACCCAGAGCCUCAGCAGCAGCUUUGAGGAUUCCAUAACUGAAAUAGGAUGUAGUAAUUCUGAAGGUAUUCUGAGUAAAAUUAUGAAGGAAGCAUCAAAACCCUUGAGGAAAACCAGAUCUCACUCUGGCCAGACUGAUAAUGAAAAAGAGGAAAGCAAAACCAAGUCAGCAUUUUCCCCCAAGGUCACACGGUCAGGACGCAAGAUUGUGCCCCCAAACAAGGACAUGCCAGAACCCAUGACUCCACCCAAGAAAGCCAAGAAGAAGCUGCACCAGGAAGCCAAUCCCUCACGAGCAGAGGAAACGGCAAGGUCCAGCAGUGGCCUUGAGAACGCUGCUGCCUGCCUUGAAGGCAUUGAGUCUCCAUCAACAGAAGAGGAGUCUGGUCCUGAAAGUGAGAUGGAAGUAGACCAUCCAUCAGGUGACAAAGUGGAUGUUCCAGAGAAUGAACCAAAGAAGUGUGAAGAGAUUGAUAAUGAGACUAAAGAAUCUGAGUUUGACUUUGAUAUGUCUGUUACUAUCAUUGGAAGUUGUGAUGCCUCCACAGAAAAAAACUCAUCUUCAAAAUCAAAGGUGGAGGAAACAGAGAACCUCAAGAUUCCAUUAUCAGAGAUCCAGAAAGACAGUAUUGAGGAAGUGGAUAAGAGUUUGGAUAUUAGUGACACAGUUGAUUGUUGUGUUGAGGACAAGGAAAGUUCUUGUGUUCUUGUUGAAGAGGCACACAUCAAAGAGAAUGUAGGGAACAGCUCAGAGAAGACCAAAUCAAAAUCAGCUGAAGUACCACCAGAAGAAGAACAACAGGCACAGGAAACAUUGGAGAAGGAAAAAGGUGUGGAUCUAUACGAGGAUUUAAGUGAUGGCCAGAAAACCUCAGAGGAAUCGACCCCAAUGGAGUGUGGCCAAGACCUUGAAGGGGAGGUGAGUUACCCAGCAGCCCGGCCAGGAGCUGAGAUCCUCGACGACAGUGUGUCUCCCGAGGGUGGGGAUCAGCAUGAGGACACUAGUGCACCAGGACAAGUCACUGAGGAGAAAAAUGACAUCAAGCAGAUAUGUGUAGAACAAGACAGACUAAUAGAAGACAGAGACACGCCAUUCUCUCUAGAUGAAUUAAGUGAGGACGAAGAUGAAGAUGACAGUAGAGAGGAUGAAGAGGACAAAUCUUCAUGCGGAGAGGAUGUCCAUGAAACAAGCUAUAGUCCAACCUCUCCAGAACCUGAAAUUGAGGAUGAAGAAGAGGAAGAAGAAUAUAUUAGUGCUGGCCAGGGAGAGAAGGCAGAGGAGGAUGAACAAGGAGAGGAAAAGGCAGAGACUACAGUGUCUGAUGUUGACAAGAUGCAGCAAGAAGCAUCAAGUGAUGAAGUGCAAGAGUCAGAGAAUGUUGUAAAUCAAGAACAGGAAAACUUAGAAAGAACAAACUGUGAAAGUGACAAAGUGGAACCAGAAUUAGGUGUUAAAGAGGGAACAAGACUUUCCUUAUCUGAGGAAAUUGUCAUUACAACCAGUACAGUUACCAAAGAGUCAGAAAUAGAAAAAAUGGACACAUCUACUGAUGAAGGUGAGGAAAACCAGGGAGGAGACAGUGCCUCUAGUGAGGAGGUGAAGGUUACUGAUGACACAAAUGUAGAAGCAUCAGAGGAUGUGAUGGAUGUCGAGGAUGACAGUGGAGUGUCUGUUAAUGUGCAGGAAGAAUUAUCUGAGGCACACAACAAAAAGUCUAAACAAGUACUUGGUGAAGCACAGACUGAGCUGCAGGAGGAUUUAGUGAGUGUCUCAAGAAAUGUGGAAGACAGCAAAGAGUUUGAGGAAGCAUCAUUUACAACAAAGGACUCUGAUGAAAUUCACAAGGUGACUGAAUCUGAUGUGUCCAAUGGUGCCAUGAGUAAAGAAGAAAAAGAGUCCGAACAGACCACAUCCAAUAAAAAACAGUUGCUGUCUGAAGAUAAUGAAAUAAAAGAGGUAAUAAUCAGUGAGAAUGAGUCUUCAGAUUCCUUAAGGAAGGAAAAUGAAGUUAAUGUGACUUCAGAUGUUACUGAUGAGGUUGAGAAGAUAGUCUUCAGCCCAAAAGUGCUUAGGAGCUGUAAAGCAAAGGUUGAUGCUGAUAAGACAGUCUUCAGUCCAAGCAGAAGUGUUGAGGCUGCAGUAGUUGAUUCUAAAGGGACUCUUGAUAGUGUUGAGGAAGUCUCCAGCCCAAACAAGACCAUUGUUGUUGAUGAGAUAGACCCUGUUAUAGUAAAAGAGGUUCAGGUGAAUCAAACAGUCUCUAGUCCAACCAAAGGUGAAGCAGUCUCCAGUCCAAGAAAGACAGUUCACACAAAAGAGAUAAUGAACAGUCCACUGAACUCUGAGCAUGACAGAGAGACAGUGUCUAGUCCACCACAGCCUCUUACAACUACAGAAGCAGCAGCAUCCAUCCCAGAGACAACAAAGGGCAAAUCCCAGGAGGCCAGCAGUGAUACAGGAAAGCAUGAGGUGGAGAAGGAAGCAGACUGCAAGGCCCCCACAGAGAGCACAGCAGACACAGAAGCAGAGGUCACACUUGCCGCCCUCGUGCCCAGUGAAGCUUUGGAGGAGCUGGUCACCAACACCAGACAGCAGGAGGAGGAACUUUCCCCUGACAAAUCAUCUCGGUCGAGGCUGAAUCUUACUGUGAGCACACCGGAGAGGAUGAAGCAGCGUGGUGCCCUCAUGCAUGCCGGGUCCCGGGCUGCCCUGCUGGUAGCCUGUGCAAAGAAGAAUAUCAAGAACAGAGGAGGUGGAGAGGGUGAGUCUCCUGCCAGUGUACUAACAGAGGGAGGACGAUCAAGGUCUCUGGGCCUGUCCCCCAUCAGGAGGAGCGUCCCCGGCAGACCCUCUCCAGGACACUCUCCAGAUGGCCGCAGGAGGAGCCUUCUUGACAGACCGUGGGUGAAGCACUCCCCCUCCCCCGGUGCCUCACCCUCCCCCAGCAUCCUGAAGAGAACACUCCUCAGCGACGGCUUAGAUGGGGACACAUCGUCACCUCCGCCCACAAAGUAUCGGCGGGUGAGCUUUGCCGACCCUCCCGUCUCAGACCGGGUGGAGAUCCCUCCCUCACCACGCACCCUGAAGGGGAUCCGGGCACAGAAGAGGCUGGACAUGACUCGCAUGGCCUCUGAAGUGAAAGACUCUGAUGCCCAGCUGGGGGAGAAGCAUGUGACCCAGGAGGCAGACCCUGAAGUGGUGGACCUGUCCCCGGCCCUGCACACCUGCCAGGACAGUGUGGACCAGGUGGCUGCACUGCUCACCUCAACCUCCAUGUUGCCAGGUCUCCUCAGCAGCCUGGAGAACAUGGGGGUGACCACAGUGGGACAGUUGUGCAAGCUGAGUGAGUGGGACAUCAGUUCACUCCCCAUCAAGCCCCCCAAGGCCACCAACCUCCGCAGGGUGCUCAAGGAAUAUGAAAAGACGUGGUUAAGGGAGAUCUCAUCCACCAACUCAGCAGCAGCAGAUCAGGUUGAGGUGAGCCUGGCGAAGAUGUUUGGUGAGCUGGAUGACAAGGAGAACCUGAGGCCAAACCACCAGGAGUGUGCUGCACCAGAGGUCACCAAGGCAGAGGCUGAGGUCAAGGAAAGUGUGGCUAGUGCAGGGAGAAGUUCUCAUGCCGACAACAUACAGGAAAUUAUGGAAAUGGAGGAUAUCACACCUCUCUAUUCCUCCCCAGAAGAAACAGAAGAGGAGACUCUGAAGAACUUGUACAGGAGAGCAAGUGAUGAUGAUUUGGAUGCCCAGAAGAAGCUGCUGGACCACCUCUUGCAGACACUUCCCUCGACUGACGUGGCGGAGGCCAUCGCCCGGUGCAUCAAGGCCCGCAUGGCAGACAUCACUCCCACUACAUGAUUCUCGGCCCUCAUCCCAGAAUGAUGUCACCAUUCCAGUGCUUUUAUGAUUGUUAAUGUAAAUAUUGAAGUACAAAGCUUUAAGUGAGCUGGACUCAUGUGCCUUUGCAAGAAAAUGAAGUGACAAAUUUUUCCUGUGAUUAGAAAUGAGGAAAUGAAGUAGAUAUUGUUGAAGAUGAUCAUGAACUUCUCUUGUGUGCCUUUGCAAUAAAAUGGUGAAAUGCUGGAAAGUUUUAUUAAUUAGGAACAAAGUUUACUGAAGAGCUGAGUGAAUGUGAAAGAAAUAGGCAAAGACGCAAGAGAAAAGCCAUGAUGAAAUUGAUCCGAGGAGCAAUGCAAACUAGAACUGAAUUAUGGAUACAAAAAUUAUGGCAUUUAUAGGAAUGAAGUGAAGGUUCUACUGGCAUAAAAAUAAAUCUUGUAAAAUGGAAGGAUAAUGGUGAAGUUUUGAGAAAUUAGGGAAGAUGGAAUUUGGUAUAAAAGGAAAAGAUGAAGAGUUGGACCUUCUGAGAAAUUAAGGAAGGUGAAAAGAAUAGAGGAGACUUGAGUGUAUAAGAAUGAGGUACAGGAGCUGGUAUAAGUGUGGAUUUCUUUGGUCACAAGCACAAGGAAGCUCCAAGGAAUACGCACCAAAAUAAAUGAAAAAUAGAAUUAAGAGGGCAAAAUAUGAAGCAAGUUGGAGAAAUGGAAAGUGGUUAUGGUAUGCAAGACAAGUGAAUGACAGGUGCAGGUGUGAAGUGAUCGGUGUGUGAGAGAUGUAAAUGAAAGAUGCAGAAAUGAAGAGAAGUGAAAAUUAAAGUGAAAUGACUAAUGUGACAGAAGUGAAUGAAAUAUGUGCUGAAAUGAAAUCAAGGCUGAGUGAAUUAUUUAAGAGGAAGUGAAAUGAAGGUAAAAGUAAUGGUAUGUGAGAGACAAAAUGAAGGAAGUAAAGUAAACAAAGACAUGAUAAACACAAGUCAGGAUGCUGCCUUGUCCAUGAACCAAGUGUGCCCAAGUGCCCCUGAAUACUCAUUCCACGAAGCUGUACAAACAAAGGGAGGACAGCUGUGUUGAGGUCCCUGGCUGUGAGUGCUGUGCUGUGCUGUGCUUAGAUGAGGUGCAGCAUUCAACCCUGAAGUCACAAACUUCUUCCCUCCAUGCCUUGCCCGUGAUGUCCCGCAGGCUGGCAGUGUCCCUUCGGUGGUGUCCUGGUGUCACUCUUGGCACCCUUUGCCCAGUGACUUAUGGAUUUGAUGGUGUUGAAUACUUUGUGUUGCAUUUAUUCUUUCUGAAGCUUAUGACUCUUAGGAAAAACAAAUUGACUUGAUAUGUUUAUCAUAUAAAAAAUUAAUCUCACAAUGUCAUUGAAUACUUUUUAUUUUGUAUACCAAUUUUUUUGGAAAAGCAUUUGGAUUGAGCCAUGAUUGCACAAAGUAUACAUUGUUAAGAUGACUACCUAUGCAUAUCAUAUUGACAUAGAUCAAAUUCCUUGAAUAAAAAGUAAAUCCUACAUUAAGGCUUGUUGAUUUUGUACUGUAGUGCAAGGGUUUGCUUUGAAUAAACUUGUUUCCUUAUAGGUAGGAUGUGUAUUUUACAGUAAAGAUUUUUACAGAUAACA